UCCGAGCUCAGGGUUUAUUUUUAACGUGGCAUGGAGACGCGUCCUGCCAUUUGCAGGACGGGGCAGCAGGAUGACCGUGAGGCUGUGAGACAGCGGGCUGGGACCCAGCAGCAGGACCCGCUCUCCUCUCUCAGGGACCCCGGAGCAGUGGGCUGAACUCCUCACAAGCCACUUUUACCUGGGGAUCGAGGCCAACAUGGCGGCCAGCUACACGAGCUACCCCGCGGGGCUGAGCUUCCUGUCCCAGCGCUACCCACCCCCGCUGCCCCCCAAGCCCGGGAAGGACAAUGCCCGUCUGCAGAAGCUCCUAAAGAGGAACGCCAAGAAGAAGGUGUCGCCGCAGGCAGCCCAGGCCGCCGCCGUGUUCCGCUCAAGCCUGUCACCGGUCAACGAGGCCAGCCCCGAUCUGGAGCACAGCGACCACUCCACCCCCCCCAGGACCCCCGAGACCCCCCUAAGGGGCAUGGCACGGUUCCCCCCCCGCUUCAGCGUGCGGCCUCUUUACCAGCAUGUGGCGUCCCCCUACCCCCAGAGGGUGGGCUGGGGCCAGCCUCCCCCAAUCUUCUUCCCCGACUCGCCGACCACGCCACCAGUCCUGUUCCCGCAAUACGGCACGCCGGUCGCCACAGGUCCGCCCCCACUGACGGCCCCACCCCAGAUGAUGACCCCGCCCCCGUUGAUGGCCCCGCCCCUUCUGAUGGCCCCGCCCCCGCUGAUGGCCCCGCCCCCGCAGAUGGCCCUGCCCCCGCUGAAGGCACCGCCCAUGCUGAUGGCCCCGCCCCCAGUGCAGCUGAGCAGGGCAGUAGAAUCAGGAACGCCCUUGAAGAUGGAGUUCACAAUUCCGGCACUUCAAGUAACUCUGCUGCCCGGCCAGGGUCGGCCUGGAUGGAUGCCUGGUGCGAACAGGUCUCCCAGUCCGGUGCCGGUUCGAUACUCUGGUCCCGGCCCAGUAUCAGUCCCCUACUCAGGAAUCCAGGUGGUGUUGAAACCCCUCACAGUGUUGACCUCAUUUGCUAAAUCAAAAAGUCCUCGGCCGCACUUCAGAGCCACUGAAAACUCGAGAUCUCCCAAACCGAUGUUUGAAGUUCCUCAGAUCCGGUUGUACACCGCAAACACGUCCUUCUACGAGUCGUCCAGGACCCCUCCGGUCUACGACACGACGGAGCUCACCGCCAUUGGCACCACGGCACCGCGGAGCAAAACGCCGACCCCGGAGUCACGACGUGGGCCGACUCCGUCAGCAGAGGUGAGGAGGGGUUUGACUCCGACCAGAGAAAUCCGGCAAGCUGUGACUCUUGUGAGUCAGAGCGGGUCCCUGGUCUCAGACUCUAGGAGUAAGACCCCAACCCGUGAGCCCACCAGAGCCUCCACACCAAAGACGGAAGUCACCAAGAUCCCUCAAACUCCUAAAGCCGAAACCAAAUCCCUCCCCCCGACCCCUGAGGUCAAACGAGCUAAAACACCAACAUACGAGUUUACGACUUCCAGAACUCACUCUGGGCGGCCAAAGACACCCUCGUACCGCGUGGCUCGGGCUAAAACACCAGUCUUUGAAAUAUCAAGAACCAAUCCACUUCUAUUUUGUGUGUCACCGAUCCCAGCGGAGUCAGAGAGGAAGACUCCCACAGCUGUCCCGAUGAUGGGUUUAUCCACUGCAGAAAAUGUCAAGACAAAGGAUGCUUUAACUUCAAAUGGGGACAUCCAUUCAAACAUCACGCCAGUAGCGCCAUCCAUAGAUGUUUCAAAACCAAAGUCUGAGCCUUCUGUUGCUGUGAAAGCACAACAGGAGAUCCCUGCUGCACCACCAAGUUAUCCAAAGCCUCAAACUCUGCCUUCGGCCCCGUCAGAACCACAGAUAACAGUCUCUAGUUCCCCAAGGCCUAAAACACCUUCAUAUGAAGCCCCAAAACCAGCGGCCCCCAAAACCCCUUCUCACCCGCAGCCCAAACCUCCCAGCACUCAGGUGCAGCCCAGCACCCAGGCCCCCCCCCGCAUCCAGGCCCCCCCCAGCACCCAGGGGGCUCAAAGCACCCAGGGGGCCCCCGGCACCCAGGGGGCUCCCAGCACCCAGAGGGCCCCAAGCACCCAGGGGGCUCCCCUCACAAAGACAGCACCUGGGUUCCCCAGACCAGGCCCACCGAGGACUUCAUACGGAGCUCAGAGACCCAAGACGCCCACCCAUGCGGGGUCCAGGUCUGGGUACCGGGGCUUGACACCAGCCGAGUACGUUGCUCACGGUGGGAUCCAGUGCUACUCUCCCGCAUUCGGUUUAUCUGGUGCCACAAAGUCCACUCAAGAAGAGCCUAAGACCACAACCGUAACGUCAUUGAAAACUGAACCAGCAACUCUAGAACUUUCUGUAACACCAAAGGUUGUGGCGGUUGAGGUGUCUGGAGGUGGAGAACCGUCUGGAAAGAAGGCAGAGGAGGUAGUGUCCUCCAGACCGCCAGCUCUCCGGAUUCCAACUAUUGUUGUUUCCCAAGCGUCAGACUACCCAGAACCAGCCUCAUCCCACCAGGCCUCAUCUGCAAUCGUCACGACAGCGUCUGCAAAAACUGUGUUACAGGACACCGCAACGACGACAGCACACAAAGCAGAAAUCAAAACUCCCGUGAAGAAGAUAAGUCCUGAGGUCACCAAACCAGAGAAUCAAGCCAAGCAUUCUUUAGUGACCUCAGAAAGUAAAAACGAAGACAUAGUUCUUCAGAAACAAACAAAAGAAGCUCCAGCUGUUUCACUGGAGACCAAAGCUAAGUCCUCAGCUAAGAAAGCGUUGGAAGGGGUUUUCGGGGUCCCCAGGACCCAGGAACCAAAGCCAGGCAUCCCUUCAACACAAGAAGGCUCAGCGCCUGGCUUCCCUGCUGAGGCUUCUGCUGACUCAACACCUAGCAAAGGAAAAGAGGACAAAGGUCCCUCCUCUCCUGCAGCCAAACCAGACAGCCAGGAAGCAUCUGACUCAGCCCAGGCGGCGCAGGUUCUGUUCAAAGCCCUUGGGAAACCGAAGGGAUUGAAAUCCAAACUGAGCGGAUGGUCCCGCCUCAAGAAGCACAUGGUGGUGGAGCAGGAGGAGCCCAAGUUCCCCGAGGGGGCAGAAGGGAAGAAGGAGGAGGCAGUAGGGCAGGUUGUGGCUGAAGCUAAACCUUCCGAUGGGAAACCUUCCGAGGGGAACCCUGCCAGCGACAGCGACAAAUUGAGCAAAGACGCUCCAAAGGGAGCCAUGAUGUGGAACGCUGUCCUCUUCCAAAUGUUCUCCACUAAGGAAAACAUCAUGCACCAGAUAGAGCUCAACAAAAGCGAGGAGGAGAAGAACGAGGGUGAAACAAAGGAGGAGUCCAAGGAGAUUCCGGCCUUCGCCCAUCGGCUCCCCAUCCUGCUAUUCAGCCCCAAGUUUGAUGCCAAGAAACUGAGGGAAGCGGCGUCGAGACCUCUCACGAAGAUCUCCACCGUGUUCGAGAUGGGCCUGAUCGGCCGCAAGAACAAGGAGGAGGAACCCAAAGACUUUAACAGAACGGCCAGAGGCUUCCUCGUUUCUUAGAAACAUGCCGACAACGUGAAUAGUGUGCCAAAAUACAAACUUUUUGGAGAAGAGAUAUCUGUUUCUAAAUGUCUUGUGUACAGGUGACCUAGAAUUCUUAGUAAUAAAAAUAUAUGUACAGGGCGUUUUUAGUAUCUGUGGUAUCCGUAAAGUAGACAGUUGCAAACUUUAUACUUGAAAUGCAUCGUACUGUAUCUGGGUUCAGCUGUUCUGAUUCUUGUCCAAGGAUAAAAGUCUCUUGGGAUGUCUUGUAAUCGAUCAUUAUUGUACAGGUUCUCUAAUGUCCAUUGCGGAUUAUAUGAUCAGACGUUGAAACUUACGAUGUUAAGACCUGAGACCUUUUACAAAUGAACGCAUAAAUAGACCUAUUGUUCACACUAGAACUGUGUGCAAAUUCUUAUUUCAGAAAAACGGCCUUGCCGACUUCAAUAAUGCCGCACUAAAUAUUGCAGUGUCCACAUUGAAAAUAGUGUAGUGUUGAGCACAACAUUUUCAAUGUGGAUACUGCAAUACAUAGUGGUUGACGUUGUAGAGUUGGCUCCUCGUCUUCUCAUGUUCGUUGCAUAGUCUUCUGACUUAUGUAUACCAGGGUUAAAAGCCAAUGUUUAACAUCUAUUGGUUAUCUUUAAUCAUCUAUGAUAUUGUGGAAAAUAAUGGUGCUAAUUAUUGAUAUCACAGUAAGCUUUCUUUAUUUAUCUUAGGUUUUUUUGACCUGAAUGCUUUUGGCUUUUAUUAUGACUAGAUUUAGCUAGCAGUUAGACAGGAUGGAAAGGUUUGCAGUUAAAAAGGAUAUGCUUUUGGUUAGGCGUUGCUAUUGCUAAUGCAUCGCUAAAGCUUAGGGCUACACUUAUAUUAUGGCCUUGUUUAUGGUGGGCUAAUAAUUAGACUUUUUCGAAUUGCAUGAUUUUGGUAUUGUUAAGGCUUUUCUUAUGGUUACACUUAGCUAAUUCUAAUGGUUAAUCUUUGCUAGUGGCUAAGCCUCCUUAGUGGUCCUUAAUGCUAAUUAAUUAUUUAAGCUGCAAGUAAGGCUUUGCUAUGGUAAGAGUUACCUAAUGCUGUCUUUGCUAAAGACUAGUUAUUGCUACUGGUAAAGCUUAUCAAACAAUGGAACUUAAUCAAAUGAGACAGAUUAAGAAAUCCAAAUUAAAACAAUAAAUCAAAGAUAUUGCAAACAGUUAAAAAGCAGUAGUGAAAAAAUUAUAAUUUGAUAGAAUACUGAUUUAAAUGCCAUAAUGUCCAGUCCAUUUAGCCCUCGGUAUUUUCAAUACUUUAUCAUUGAUUUCAAUGUGAAUGGUUUUGAAAGGGUUGAGUUUGAGGGGUCAGAGGUUAGACAGUUUUGAAGUGAGAUCGUAUCUAGUAAGUGGCUUAAAAGGUGAGAGGAGUCGGUUGGUGAUUUUUGAUGAGGUAUUCGAAGAGAAGUUGGAUCAAUAACCCUUGAAGUAGAACAGACACUUAGAAACCAGACCCUAAGCUCCUCCUCCAGACGAGGACUGCAUGUCUUUUAUAUUCGCUCCUUGUGACAGAUGAGAAGUGUUUGCAUUAAAGGUGCUUCAAUAGGA
Gadus chalcogrammus (walleye pollock) is the source of this 5094-nucleotide messenger RNA. It is a transcript of the gene prr33, whose product is annotated as proline rich 33. The coding region runs from base 197 to 3535 and encodes 1112 amino acids. The record is from RefSeq and is a predicted model, not a curated record. Lineage: Eukaryota; Metazoa; Chordata; Actinopteri; Gadiformes; Gadidae. The transcript has 3 exons.